ACCAGCUACAUCCACCUCAGCUCGUGGCCCGACAAAGACGACGUGGACUCAUAGAAGGGAGGCAUCCCAACACCCUCGACGCUGAACGUCCUCUCCAACACAGUUUACCGGUUUCCUGACAAACCCCUCGCCAUAUCCCUUCACGACAUAAUCGGAAAUCCACGCAAGCUUUCCUUCUUCCAUCAUGCAGCGUCCACAAACGUACGGGCAGUCGCCUCCCUUGCACCACCCUGUACCCCAGCAUGUCUCGACGGUGCCCCAGCUGCGCUCGCCCCCUCCUCCCGUGUCGCAAUCGCAGUCGCAACAAGGCUAUAACAGCCCCUACCAACAGCAAGGCGGCGCAAGUGGGAACGUUUUCGGCGCAUAUGGACAGUUCAUGAACGACCCCACGGCGCAGGUCGCGGCACAGUUCGGACAGUCGGCCUUCAGACAUGGCCAGGAGUACAUGGAACAGAACUUCAACCGAUACGUCAACGUCAACGCCCUGAAGCACUACUUCAACGUCUCAAACUCCUAUGUCAUCAACAAGCUAUUCCUCGUUCUCUUCCCUUGGAGGCACAAGCCAUGGUCGCGCAAGCAGUCCGUUGGACCUAGCGGCCAGGAGGGGUGGUAUCUCCCGCCGCGCGACGAUAUCAACAGUCCAGACAUGUACAUCCCCGUCAUGGCCGUCGUGACGUACAUCCUCCUAUCCACCCUCAUUGCCGGUCUCCGCGGCCAGUUCCAGCCCGAGCUUCUUGGAUACACGGCGUCGACGGCUCUGGUAAUAGUGGUUGCGGAGAUCCUGGGUCUGAAGCUGGGCUGCUAUCUGUUGGGCAUCUCGAACGACUCGCAGCUCUACGAUCUGAUCGCGUACUCGGGCUAUAAGUUUGUUGGUAUCAUCGUUACCGUUGCGGUGGCGGAGACCUUCAACGGCGGCAAAGGUACAGGUGGCUGGAUUGGCUGGUCGGUGUUCCUCUACACGUUCCUGGCCAACUCGUUGUUCUUGAUGCGGUCUCUCAAGUACGUACUCCUGCCCGAGAACUCGGCCAAUGGUGUUGGCCCUAUGCAAACAGGCGAUUCACGGGCCAAGCGGAACCAGAGAACCCAGUUCCUGUUCUUUUACUCGUACAUUGUCCAGCUGCUGUUCAUGUGGAUCUUGACGAGGCCUUGAUCCCGCAACUCCAGAAGAGUUUAUGAUGCAAAACGGACGGAGCCAAAAGGCUGGCGUUGAAAGCAAUCCGAGCGCGGCUGGACUUGAACAUGCCAUUACAUGCCAUGAAGCCUAUUAGAAGGACGGGUUUCCCUUUACAAAAGGCGACACUUUAUUCCAGGAGUUGAACACACGUGUACGAUAAUGCGACACGUCACAUAUCUAAAGCGCGUUGGGGCGGUUUGCUGUUGAGCCUGUUAUGCAGUUGAGAUAUGCCCCGAGUCGAGGAAGCUCAAUCCCUGUAGUUUGGAGUGACCGGGAACAGGUUACGAGGCGGAGGUUGAGAUGAACAAGCACAAAUCAAACAGAGCUGCCAUCCAUGUCAGCAUUAGAAACCUGCAUCGUGGUCCUGCAAUGCAAUCAACUGGCGUAUGAUUAUGCAAGCGGCGUGCUGCUUG
Colletotrichum navitas is the source of this 1587-nucleotide messenger RNA. Its product is annotated as YIF1-domain-containing protein. NCBI's taxonomy places the organism in Eukaryota, Fungi, Ascomycota, Sordariomycetes, Glomerellales, Glomerellaceae. The transcript is spliced from 3 exons. The record is from RefSeq and is a predicted model, not a curated record. Gene Ontology annotation, cellular component: endoplasmic reticulum membrane; endoplasmic reticulum-Golgi intermediate compartment; Golgi membrane. Bases 185 to 1150 code for a protein of 321 amino acids. Gene Ontology annotation, biological process: endoplasmic reticulum to Golgi vesicle-mediated transport.